Messenger RNA from Erythranthe guttata (spotted monkey flower), 621 nucleotides. NCBI's taxonomy places the organism in Eukaryota, Viridiplantae, Streptophyta, Magnoliopsida, Lamiales, Phrymaceae. The record is from RefSeq and is a predicted model, not a curated record.
UUUUAAAUUAUAAGUUUCGAUAAUCUAAUAUUAUCUGUUUGAAUUUUGAUAUAGCUUAUAGCUAUAUGGAGGUAUCUUAUGGAGCAGGAGGAGCAAGUCGAGAAGACCAAUGAUGAGGAGCGUGCUGGUUGGGAGGCAAGGGAGAAAAAGCUAAAGGCUCAAUUGGAGGCUGCGGAAUCCAAACUAGAGGUGGCCGAGACUCUGCUCAUUCAGAGGACCGAUGAAUUGGAGAUUAGUAGGAGCGAGACCGAGGCGAGUAAAAUUGAACUGAUGAAACUAGAUCGGUGCUAUGACGAGCUGAAGGAGAAGUAUGAUGCCGAGAAGUUUACGGGGAAGAGGUUUUUGGCUUCUUCGGCUGGAGCAGCUUACAAGGAAUCGGUUAUGUUAGAAGGGGAACGUCGCUUUCAGAAGAGUGAUAUCUGUCGAGCUAUGAUUGAAGAUCGAGCAAUAGCUGGGGUUUAUGCUCCUUUGGUUAGGACGUGUCGUCAGUACUUACGCAAGGUUGGAGGAAUUGACGAGAAGAUUAUUCGAGGUAUGGAGGAGGACAUUCCUGAUGAUGGGGAGGAUAUUGAUGUCGAGUGUACUGAAAUUGCCUCGGAUGCGGAAGCAGACUCCCUGUGA